This is a messenger RNA of Pyrenophora tritici-repentis Pt-1C-BFP, 243 nucleotides long. Lineage: Eukaryota; Fungi; Ascomycota; Dothideomycetes; Pleosporales; Pleosporaceae. The record is from RefSeq and is a predicted model, not a curated record.
AUGGCGGUGGUUCUGAGUGUACCCAACCGCCUCCACCCCGAAGGUGGGCCCUGGGUAUGCGAACCGCUUUGCGAACGAUUGACUCCCUCCGGUUCAUCCUCGUAUUCUUCAGAUUCGAACGUGAGCCCUGAGGUGGGCGCUGAGGUAGAUUCAGAGGUGGAGGCUGAGGUAAAGUCGUCCCUGGAAUUGGCACCAUGGUCCCUCCAUGUAUGCGUCUUCGAAUACGUUGCCGAACGUGUCUAA